This is a messenger RNA of Pseudovirgaria hyperparasitica, 1170 nucleotides long. RefSeq lists its product as uncharacterized. The coding region runs from base 372 to 1088 and encodes 238 amino acids. The transcript has a single exon. Gene Ontology annotation, molecular function: protein binding. The record is from RefSeq and is a predicted model, not a curated record. Lineage: Eukaryota; Fungi; Ascomycota; Dothideomycetes; Acrospermales; Acrospermaceae.
CCUGACUCGAUUGAUCCAACGGCGGAUACGCGGAUAGAAAUCGAACGAGUUCCAGGCAGCUAGAGGCUCGUUGUGGACCCACAAGGCACAUCAAUGAACACGAUCUAAAGCGUUCAGAAGGCAAGCCCGAGCGAUGUUGCGCCGCGCGAGCGAGGAGAGAGCGCAUAGAUAAACGAAGGGUUUAUCCAAAGCGGCAGUGCAAUCAGGGCAGGACAGCUGAGCAAAGAAGCGAGCAAAAGAGCGCGUGCCUACCUGUGUUUCCCUCUGAUAUCUAUAUCCUAUAUUUUCUCGACCCUUGUUUCUGUCUACUCGUCCAGAAUAUCUGUCUAUUCGAAUUAUACCCACCGUACCGCAUCUGACUAAGAGCAAACAUGCCCUUCUUCAAGCAAGUGACUGCAGGACUGAAAGACCUCAAGGCCUCCUACGAUCGCAAGAACGCGAAUAAAGAAGGGAAGAAGCCUGACUAUGGGACUGGCAGUGACCCUCAAGCGAUAGCCCAGCAACCGUUCGGCCACGGGCAGGCCUACGGCCAGCCAUUCGGAAACCCUCCACAGCAGAACGGCGGUGACUAUGCUCCACAGCCAUCACAAGGACCACAACCUCAGGCCCAGGGACCGCCAGGCCAGAGCGUGCUUCCCGUAGGCUGGAUCACGCAGUUCGACCAGAGCAGCCAGCGGUGGUACUUUGUCGAGCAAGCGACUGGCCGCACGCAAUGGGAGGCACCGGCUUCUUCUGCGCCUUUUCCUCAUCUUCAACAAGAACAACAACGACAACAACAGCAACAAUUCAUACCGCAACCCGCUGGUGCACAUGACAUUCCGCCUCCUCCUCCGGGACCAGCAGCAGCCGAACGCGGACAAGGCGGGAAGAAAUACGUCAAGCAGGCCGCGCACCUGAUCGUCGGCGCGCACAAGAAGAAGAAGGAGAAGAAGAAGCAGAAGAAACAGGCGCAGCAGCACGGCGGUGGUGCUGCGCAUGAGCAUGGUGGCCAGGAGGAAGAAUACGAGGAAGGGGAGGAGUAUGAGGAAGGGGAGGAGGGGGAAGAAUAUGAGGAAGAGGAGGCGUAUGAGUAUGAAGAUUAUGAGUAGGAUGAUAAUGUGGCGGUGUGUGAGGCGGAGAAUGUGUUUUGUUGUAGAUAUAGAUAUAGAUAUAGAUAUACCAUUGUAAGAG